Fusarium venenatum is the source of this 654-nucleotide messenger RNA. The record is from RefSeq and is a predicted model, not a curated record. Lineage: Eukaryota; Fungi; Ascomycota; Sordariomycetes; Hypocreales; Nectriaceae.
AUGUCGCGACGAAGCGAUCGUCCUCACAGGCACAGCCGUUCUAGCAAAUCUAGACAGGAAGAUAUUCCCGUCGACCCAAACCUGACGACUGGAGCCUCAUACCUACAAUACAACGAGACUGAGGGCUACAGCCAGGCUGAUCCAACGGUAUCCGACCCAACAGAGAGUCAGGACACAAGCCAGAUGGCGUAUUACAUGAUGCAGCAGCAGCAGCCUGCUACUGUCAAUCCCAAUGAAGUCCUCCUGAACCCAGGCCUCAGCUACACUUCUCAGAGUUAUCCCAGUUCUGCCUACCAAACUGACACAGAAGCCGAGCCGGAGGCUUCCUCCUCGGCGGCACAACCUCCCAGCCAGUAUCACUGCUCAGAGUGUGACCGGUUCUUUCCUGGAAACCGUGACUUCAACAAGCACAUGAAAAUACACGACAAACCGGUGAAAUGCAAGGCCGACGCUAGUUGCAAAGUUACAAAGGCAGAGCAGCGAGACAUGGACCGUCACUACCGAUCCUCGCACAGGGCCUACGCGGCCAGCAAGGGGAUCUUGACUGAAGAUGCCGUGUGCGGUUUCCAAGGUUGCACUUCAAAGUUCACUCGCAAGGAUAAUCUACUCAAACACUGGAAGAAGUUUCAUGGGUAUGAGCGAUCAGGGAACUGA